Messenger RNA from Leptopilina boulardi, 1089 nucleotides. RefSeq names its product zinc finger CW-type PWWP domain protein 1-like. Bases 135 to 881 code for a protein of 248 amino acids. NCBI's taxonomy places the organism in Eukaryota, Metazoa, Arthropoda, Insecta, Hymenoptera, Figitidae. Gene Ontology annotation, molecular function: zinc ion binding. The record is from RefSeq and is a predicted model, not a curated record. The transcript is spliced from 5 exons.
CAACUUCAUGUUCUACUUCUUCGUAACGGAUUUCUGCGGUGGAAGCCUCGUGUUCGAUCAUUAAUUUUAAAUUAUAAUCUUCUGUUGCAGUAGAACGUAUUUAAACUUCUAAUUAAGAAUUUGUGAUACAAAAUAUGACGCAGCGAAAAAAAAGAUCUCGAUCAAAUGAAACAGUUGGAUUAUGGAUUCAAUGUUGUGAAGAAAAUUGUAAAAAAUGGAGAUUUGUGAAAGAAUACAAUGAUCCGCUCUCUGUACCUGAAAAAUGGUUCUGUUCAGAAAAUUUUGAUGAAAAUUUUGCAUCCUGUGAUAUACCGGAGGAAAAAACGGAAAAUAAUUUGGUAGAGAGCAAAUACGUUCCUGGAAAUAUUGUUUGGGCUAAAUUGACCGGUUAUCCAUGGUGGCCUGCAAUAAUUGACAAUUGUCCAGUGAAAAACACUUUCUAUGAACUUGGCAACACUUCCGAUAUUCCGCUUAGGUAUCACGUGACUUUUAUCGAAGAAGGUGAAGUACAUCGUUCGUGGAUGAAGUCCGCAAAAAUCAAACCUUUCAAUAAAGAUGAUGGCAAUCAACCAAAGAGGGCAAAGCAUUCUGAUUCAGAGUCAUUACAAAAAUCUCUGGAAAUAGCGAAAUCGGCAUUAUCCUUAGAUAAUGAUAAAAGAUUAAAAAUGUGCAGUUUUUCACUUCGACACGACGAAUUAAAUGAUAUACCCAAAAGAAGAAAAUUGAACGUAAAAUAUAUAAAUUCCAAUAGUAAACAAAAUGAAAUAAAAAUAGAUUCUCCUCAAAAUAGAAAAAUCAUAAACAGUAAUUUAAAUUUUGAAACCACAUCUACUAUAGUGUCGUUAAUUAAUCUUCCACGACAAUUUUGUGUUAUUCAAUAAUUUUGAUUUUAAUUUUAAUUUUUAUUGACAAUUUUGUUCAUAAAAAAUAAUAAUUUCAUUUUAAAUAGAUUUAAAUGAAUUUUUAACAAUUUUAAAGAACAAAUAGAAAAUGAUUCAAUAUUUAAUAAUUAAUUUAUCGGUAAGGAAGAUUUUUCUUAUUUAAUUAUCAAUUUUUCUGUAGAGUGGCAGCACUAUUCAGAUUUUAAUU